This is a messenger RNA of Parasteatoda tepidariorum (common house spider), 5800 nucleotides long. Lineage: Eukaryota; Metazoa; Arthropoda; Arachnida; Araneae; Theridiidae. The record is from RefSeq and is a predicted model, not a curated record.
CUCAAGGGGUAACCCGCAGUCAGUGACUGCUCGCAGUUAGAGGCAGUCGUUUCGUCAUUCCCUGCACUCAAAUAAGGGAGAGAGGAAAAACUCUUUCCAAGUUUUAACCCACUUCCUCAUCUUCAGCAUCCUUAAAUUCAUCCUGCGCAUCCUUUUAUUCAUCUCCCUAGCAUUUUAUCUCCGGAAUCUUUCUUUUUUCCUCUUUCCUUUCUACUUCGUUUGCAAUUAAAGUUUGAAAUAUUUUUUUCAAAUGUGUGUGCGUUAGAUUGAAUUAGCUCGCCACCAUGUCAUCGGUGUUCGAUAUGCGUGCAGUAACCAUGUGCCCAGAAGUGUUACGGUGGUGGCAACGACCUUAACUGUCAACCGCGCUGUCAAGGAUGUGAUCUGUGAGUGAGAGACAAGUUGUGCGAAAAGAUAAACCAGAUGAUAAGACUUACGUAAUUCGAAGAAAAGCUGUCAACAAAUGAUUGUUUUGUGAAAAACUUGCAAUCAUGUGAAAGAAUAUACUAAGAAAAAAAAUAAAUAAGAAUGAAACAUAUACAUCGAAUAAUCAAGGAUAUUUUCUGUGCCUUUGAAUAAAACACCCUGUACUGAAACUGUCUUCAGUAUAAAAAGCUUAAUUAUUACAUAUUUCAGGCAGUGAUGAGAAAUUAUAUCAGUGUUAGCUUUAUUGCAAAUAUAUAUCCUAUACAUAUAUCCUAUACUAGAACGUGACGAAAGAGCUGUUGAGUUUUGUGUGAUCACAAAUUGUAGAAAAAAUAAUGAAAUAUUAAAAAAACAUGUGCACAUUUAUUUUAAUAAAAUUUGUUCCAUCAUUUAUUGGUACUGCAGGUAUAUUCUAUGCAAAAUUAAAAGUUAUACCUAUAAACUUGCCUUUCAAAUUAGAAAAUUAGCAAUUUUUAGAGAGGACAAUAUCAUGAUUUCAUAUCAUUUUAGAUAGACGCUAUUUUCUCUAACAAAUGCAAAAUGUUGUUUUACAUUAAAUAUAUUUGUUUAUGACAAUUAUAUUUUGUAUUAGCAAUGUUCCUAUAAUAAAUCAUAUCAUUGAAAAUUGGACAAUUUAAGAUGCAUUUAGAAUAGAAUUGAUUGUAUACCGAAUGUUAGAGUAGACAAAAUGGUUGUUCUUACUUUGGUUGUUCUAGAGUAAUGUCAAAAUGUUUGUUCUCAUUUUGAAAUCAUCUUCUCCAAAUUUUACCUACAAAAGUAUAGCUUUUUAACGCUACGAUACGUUAGAGUGAAAAAUGUUUUAGAUGAUAAAAUUUACCAUAUAUAAGCAUAUCAUUUAUUGGUAAUUCAAAGAAAAUAUUUUUAUUGAAAAAUUCAAAUACCUAAUUUAAAUACAGAAUGUUAUUACUAUUGUAGAAAUGUUGGACUAUAUUUUCUGUACGGCGUUAUUAGACUCAGUCAAUAUCAGAUAAGAAAUAUCACAAUGAUUUUGACUUAAAAAACACUUAUUAACUCCCAAGAAAUACGAAGAGAAUGACAGUUACUGAAAUCUUAAUGUAACAAAUUCAUUAAUCUCAGACAAGAAAAUGGAAGAUACAACUGUUAAUUCAACCUUUAAUAUGACAGAAGAACAAUUGUGCCUUUUGGAACGAAAAUGGUGGUGUUUUCUAUUAUCCAGUAUUAUUACAUGUUUAACUGGAAUUUUCAUUAUCUUAUUGUUCAGAGCAUUUGCAUUUAUAUGUUGCCGCAGUGCUACAACUGCAUCAUCAACGCAGACGAUAGCAAAAGCAAAAGAUAAUGCUAAAGGUGCCAACAAUGGAAGAGAAGUCACGGAGAUCGGGUUCAUGACAGAGGCUAAAGAUUGGGCUGGAGAGUUGAUAUCAGGACAAACAACAACUGGCAGGAUUCUUGUUGUUUUGGUGUUUCUUCUCAGUAUUGCUUCAUUGAUAAUUUAUUUCAUCGAUGCCUCCCACGAUAAGGUGGAGACGUGUCAUUCUUGGUCCGAAAACACUACGCAGCAGAUUGACUUAGCACUAAAUAUAUUUUUUAUGGUAUACUUUUUUAUACGCUUUAUCGCCGCUAGCGACAAAUUAUGGUUCUUGCUGGAGCUUUAUUCCUUCGUGGAUUACUUUACCAUUCCGCCCUCCUUUAUAUCCAUCUACUUAGGAAGGACGUGGAUAGGCCUGCGUUUCCUGAGAGCGCUGCGACUGAUGUCUGUACCGGACAUCUUACAAUACUUGAAUGUUUUGAAAACAAGCUCAUCUAUACGAUUGGCACAAUUAGUUUCAAUUGUCAUCAGUGUCUGGCUGACAGCAGCUGGUAUCAUCCACUUGUUAGAAAAUUCUGGUGAUCCUUUGGAGUUUUCUAAUCCUCAUGAACUAACUUAUUGGGAGUGUGUAUAUUUCUUGAUAGUAACGAUGUCAACAGUAGGAUAUGGUGAUAUAUAUUGCGAAACUAGUUUAGGAAGAGGAUUUAUAGUAUUAUUUAUUCUAGUUGGACUGGCAGUGUUCGCCAGCUGGAUACCUGAAAUUACAGAGCUGAUAGGUCACCCGUCCAAAUAUGGAGGAGUCCUCAGAAAGGAAAGAGGCAAGAGACACAUUGUGGUGUGCGGGCACAUCAACUAUGACUCCGUGUCCUACUUCUUGAAAGACUUUCUUCACGAGGACAGAGAAGAUGUAGACGUUGAAGUCGUCUUCCUUCAUAGAAAACCUCCUGACCUAGAGUUGGAGGGUCUCUUCAAGAGGCACUUCACGACAGUCGAAUUUUUUCAAGGUACCGUCAUGAAUCCUGUUGAUUUGCAAAGAGUAAAGGUCCAACAAGCGGACGCGUGUUUAGUUUUAGCGAACAAAUACUGCCAAGAUCCCGAUGCUGAAGACGCUGCCAACAUCAUGCGAGUCAUAUCAAUAAAAAACUUCUCAGAUGACAUACGAGUCAUUAUACAGCUCAUGCAAUAUCACAACAAGGCUUACUUACUAAACAUUCCGAGCUGGAAUUGGAAGAAUGGAGAUGACGUCAUUUGCUUGGCAGAAUUAAAGCUUGGAUUCAUAGCUCAAAGCUGUUUGGCUCCAGGAUUCUCAACUAUGGUCGCCAAUCUUUUUGCAAUGAGAUCUUACAAAACGAGUCCUGACACUCCUAAAUGGCAAAAUGACUACCUUUGUGGUACGGGAAUGGAAAUGUACACAGAAACUUUGUCAACUUCAUUCGUAGGAAUGAGCUUUCCUCAAGCUGCCGAGUUAUGCUUCGUGAAGUUGAAACUCCUUCUAUUGGCAAUUGAAAUAACCCAUGACGAUGGUUCUGAUUCAAAAAUAUCUAUUAAUCCUAAGAGCCAGACAAAAUUGACACCCGAUACUCAAGGUUUCUUUAUUGCUCAAUCAGCUGAUGAAGUGAAAAGGGUUUGGUAUUAUUGCAAAAACUGUCAUGAGGACGUCAGAGACGAAAAACAGAUCAAAAAGUGCAAGUGCAAAUAUCCAGCAAGCAAGUUUAAAAGAAACGUCUGGGCCUCACUGUUCUUAAGGAAAUCAACCCCAGCUAUUGCCGUUGUGCCGUCUCGUAACGGAGAAAGAAAGAGAAGUGAUGGAAAGGCCAACUCCUUAACCUCUAUUUCAUCACCAGGCCACAGAAAAAGGCACAGCAGGCCGACUGGUCGCAGGACCUCAGGAAAUAUACAAGAGCGUCCUUUUGGAAUGAUGGCGGAAGAUCAGGGAAAAGGUUUCGAUUUUGAAAGAACUGAAAUGAAAUACGACUCGACGGGAAUGUUUCAUUGGUGUCCAGCCCGACAAAUCGAAGAUUGUAUAUUGGAUCGAAAUCAGGCUGCCAUGACAGUGCUGAAUGGUCACGUAGUCCUGUGCCUCUUUGCAGACAAAGAUUCACCCUUAAUUGGCCUACGAAACCUCGUGAUGCCGUUGAGGGCGAGUAACUUCCAUUAUCACGAGCUGAAGCACGUUGUCAUCGUGGGUAACGUCGAUUACCUACGAAGAGAGUGGAAGAUGCUUCAGAAUCUACCCAAGAUAUCAAUACUUAGUGGAUCUCCCCUUAGCCGAGCUGAUUUACGUGCUGUAAAUAUCAAUCUGUGUGAUAUGUGCGUUAUCCUCUCUGCCAAAAUUCCUAGCUCAGAAGAUCCUACCUUAGCUGAUAAAGAAGCGAUUCUAGCAUCUCUCAAUAUUAAAGCGAUGACAUUCGAUGAUACUAUAGGAGUUUUAACAGCACAUGAAUCGGGGCGAGAUGGAAUGUCUCCUUUGGGUAGCCCCAUUGUCCUUCAGAGAAGAGGAUCCGUUUACGGAACUAAUGUCCCCCUUAUUACAGAGCUCGUAAAUGAUACCAAUGUGCAAUUUCUGGAUCAAGAUGACGAUGAUGAUCCUGAUACUGAACUCUAUCUGACUCAACCUUUUGCUUGUGGAACGGCAUUCGCAGUUUCAGUGCUUGAUUCUUUGAUGAGCACGACCUAUUUCAACGCCAAUGCUUUGACACUAAUUCGAUCCCUGAUAACUGGAGGGGCAACUCCCGAGUUAGAGUUAAUUCUAGCUGAAGGUGCUGGACUUCGAGGAGGUUACAGUACACCAGAAUCUCUCAACAAUAGAGAUCGCUGCAGAGUGGGUCAAAUAUCGUUAUCGGAUGGUCCUCUUGCCUGCCAUGGUGAAGGAGGCAAGUAUGGUGAAGUGUUUGUGGCAGCUUUAAAAAAUUAUGGAAUGUUGUGCAUUGGUCUCUAUCGAUACAGAGAUACCAGCUCCUCAUUUGAAGCUUCAACAAAGCGUUACGUCAUAACUAAUCCACCAAUAGACUUUCCUCUAAUUCCUUCAGAUAAGGUGUUUGUAUUGAUGCAAUUUGACCCUGGUCUUGAAUACCAACCCAACCGAGGAGAUAGAGACGAUAAUUCCUGACUCUUGUAUUGCAGCGCCUUGACAGAUGGGCCUUACUCUUUCCUCUGAACACUCGUCUACAACAGUAGAACACGUGUUCCUCAAAAGACAAACUAAGCCAAUUAAAAGCUAGCUUUUGACGCCGCUUCUUCUUACACAAAAACCACAAACAAAUCGGUAUUCAUUUGUCGCCUUAAUUUUCCCAAAUCAGCAUAUCACUUCAGCGCAUCCAUGGUGAUGGUGAUAAUAAAAUAGUGAUGGUGAUGGUAAAAUAUGACCCGUUAGGAAGUGAUUAUAUUGAACUCUUCGAGAAAAAUGGAAGAAUCCGUUUGGAAGAAACUUCAUUAAAGUUCUUCAGGUGGUGCUUGAAGACACCGCAAUGAUCAUACAUCGAAGCACUUACAUAUCUUAAAACAAUUAAGUUUAAAUAUGAAAUAUUUUUCUUGUCUGUUUUCUGGAGAAAUAUCAUUCGUUGUUUAAACAGACCGUAAGCGCUAACUUCAAAAGUGGUGACGGAGUAGCGUUACUGUCCAUGGUGUCUUAACUUCAACUGCUAUUAGUCUCCGAGACAUGUAUUUAUAUCUGUCACGGAGUACCAGAAAGAUUUCUUUUACUAAUGGUAAUACUUAUUUUUGUGCAUUAUCUUCAACAACAAAAAUAUAAUUUUUGAGGUAAAUGACCUCACAAUACCACAAUGAGUGGUUUGUUAUUGAAUGAAAAUUGUUAAAUAGCUUAUGUAUGCUGUUCGUUAUACAGUAAAAAUUUAUAUGUUGCGUACUUAGACAACUUAGGGUCGUUAGUAAACAAAAAAAAAUACCCUGAAAACUAUAUUUUAUUUCUACCUCUUACGACCUUGUGAUAUUUAGAAAGGAAGUAUGACACAAAAUAAUUUUUUCCUACAUUCCAAAUAUGUGUAAAUUUGCAAUAAUGUGAAAAGAUAUUGUUAAAUUUGCACCAUUAUUUGCAAGCAUAAACUCAAAUAAACAAUUGCUAUAUUU